Molecule: messenger RNA, 3261 nt
Organism: Saccharomycodes ludwigii
Lineage: Eukaryota; Fungi; Ascomycota; Saccharomycetes; Saccharomycodales; Saccharomycodaceae
Gene: CTR9
Product: Ctr9p
Exons: 1
Coding region: 1-3261 (1086 amino acids)
Biological process (GO): regulation of DNA-templated transcription
Cellular component (GO): Cdc73/Paf1 complex
Molecular function (GO): RNA polymerase II complex binding
Source: RefSeq, a predicted model, not a curated record
AUGACCGACCAACAACUAUCUUAUCCACGUAUGCAAUGGGCUACAACAUUAGAUAUUCCCUUAAAAGAUUCUGAAGAAGUUGUUAGUAUUGAUUUGGAAAAUGAUUUACCACCAGAUCCCGAAGAUUUGAAAACCUUACUAGUGGAAGAGAACUCUGCUAAAGAACAUUGGUUAACAAUUGCCAUUUCCUACUGUAAUCAAAACAAGAUAGAGUUAGGUAUUAAAUUGAUUUUAAUGGCUUUAGAAAUUUUUCAAGGCCCUCAAUCCGUAUCCUUACAUACAUUUUUAACUUGGGGAUAUUUAAAAUUGGCCAAACAAUCUGUUAUUGUUGGUGGAUUGACCAAAAAGGAGGAAUACUUGCAACUGUCCGAAAAACAUUUGAAAGAAGCUAUCGGGUUUGAUGCUACUUGGAUUGGUAAUAUGUUAGCUACUAUUGAUAUUUAUUAUCAAAGACGUCAAUAUGAUAAAGCUUUGGAAACCGCGCAGUUGUUUUCUAAGGCUAUCGUACAACAGCAGCAGCAGCAAGGAAGUGGUAGAACUUCCAAAAAUGGAGACAGACCCAACGUACUAUUUUUAUUAUUAAAAGCCAAAUUAUUUUAUCAAAAGAAGAAUUAUGUGGCUAGUCUAAGAAUGUUCCAAGAAUUAUUAAUUUUAAAUCCGGUUUUCCACCCAGACCCUCGUAUUGGUAUUGGUCUAUGUUUCUGGCAAUUAAAAGAUUACAAGAUGGCUAUUCAAUCUUGGGAAAGAGCCUUGGAAAUUGAUGCAACAAAUAAAAAUGCUAAAAUUUUGGUUUUAUUAGGUGAAUUCCACGAUACUUUGUACUCUUCCCGAAACGAUGAAAGUUUCCGUAAUAAUUACACAAAAGCUUUGCAAGAUUUACACACAUUGUAUGUUGAGGAAGAGAAUUCUGAAGGGGCUGUUUCUCCAGUGUUGCAAUGCCUAUUACAAAGCUACUAUUAUCUAAAAGGCGAUUACAAGAAGGUUAUUGAGAUCUACACCGAAAAACUGGAUCCAAUUAAAGACCUGCUUCCUAAUGACAUUAUUUCCGACGCAUGUUUUUGGGUUGCUAGGGCUUAUUAUGCUUUAAAAGAUUUCAAGAAAUCUUUUCUUUUGUUUCAAGAAAGUUUAAGAAAAAAUGACGAUAAUCUAUUAAGUAGAUUUGGGUUGGGCCAAUCUCAACUUCAAAGUAACCUAUUGGAAGAAGGUAUUUUGACUUUUGAAAGCUUAUAUAAAAAUAAUGAAAGCGUACAAGAAUUAAAUUAUGUUUUAGGAUUGUUGUACGCGGGGAAAACUUUGAAUGAAACAAAGAACGUUGCUCCUCUUGGCACUUCUAAAAAUAUCAAACAAUAUUGGGAUAAGGCUGUUCAAUACUUGGAAAAAUAUGACAAGUUAGUGAAGGGUAAGAAAAAUCAAUUGGUUAUUUUAAACUCAUAUUUGACUUUAUCACAACUAUAUGAAAUGAUGAAUUUAUAUAAUAAGUCUUUAGAGUACUUGGAGAAAGUUGUUGAGCAACUAGAAGAAACAGGCGAGGGAAUUCCGUUGGAAAUUUAUAAUAACAUUGGUUGCUACUAUUUUGUUUUGGACGACAAGGAAAAGGCAUUAGAAUAUUUCCACAAAGCUGAAACAAUCUGCAAAAAUGGUGCUGAAGAAAUAAUAACUGUAAGGUUUAAUGAGGCACGUGUUAAUGAGGAUGUAAAUAACGUUGAUAAGGCUGAGAGUAUAUAUGAUGAUAUUUUGUCUAGUAAUCCAAAUUAUAUUGCUGCCAGAAUGCGUCAUAUUUUUGUUGAAUACUCCAAGGGUAAAGCUUUAAAGGACGCGUUUGACCAGUUGUUAACUAGAAGCCCUCAAAAUUUGGAAGUUCGUUCUCUAUAUGGUUGGUACUUGAAAAAUAUUUGUGAGGAAAAAGUUGAUAAAGAAACAGGUGAAUUGUUAGAAAGCAAGCACAACAAAGAAACUUUAACAAAGUAUGACUCCCAUGAUUUGUACGCUUUAGUGUCUUUGGGAAAUGUUUACAUCAACGUAGCUAGAAAUUAUAAGAGACAUUCUACUUCAAAUGGCCAAAAAGAGGCUGCUAAGAUAAACAGUUCAUACUUAAAAGCGAUUCAAUUAUACACCAAGGUUUUAUCUUUGGAUUCGUACAACGUUUUUGCCGCACAAGGUUUAGCUAUUUGUUAUGCGGAAUGUAAACAAUUUGGUAGAGCACUAGAUAUUUUGAGGAAGUUACGAGACUCACUAAAUGACAGGAGCGUUUUCAUGAAUUUAGGACAUUGCUUAACAGAAGUUGGAGAGUAUGUCAAGGCUGUUGAAUGUUACACUUUGGCUUUGCAGAAAGUCAGUAACUCUACGGAAAGAGCAGAUGUUCAGAAUUUGUUGGCUAGAGUUUGGUAUUUACGUGGGCUCAGGGAGAAAAACUUGGAAUAUUUGUUUAAGAGUUUGGAAUUUGUAGGAGAGGCUUUAUCAAAUGCAAUUAAAAGUGAAAAAUUUAUUAUCAAUUUAAAGUUCAACAAGACAGUUUUGCAGUUAGACAUUGCCACUCUUUUGAAAAAUCAAAAUGUUAAGGGUAGAAAAAUGCAAGAUUUGGACAAUGCUUUGAACGGGUUAGGCGGGGCUAGUGAUAUUUUAGCAGAUAUCUUGAACAAUGAGCAAAUUAUUAAAUUUUUCAACAAAGAUGAGAUUGAACAAAGAAAAAAUGUUUGUGAAACUACGUUGAAGGACGCAAUUGAAAAAUGUAUACAAGAACAAAAGGACUAUGAAAACCAGGUGACAGAAAAAAUGGCACAAGCUCGUGAAUAUUUGGCCAAUAUGGAAAAGGACAAGCAGGAGCAAUUGAGGAGGGAAGAAGAAUUGGCUAAAAUUAAAAGAGAGGAGGAAGGUAGAAAGUUCCGAGAAUUGCAAAAAGAGGCACAACAGUUGAUUCAAGAACGUGGCGACUUGAUUAGUGAUGAAGAAGGUGGUGCUUCUGGGGAAGAAAAAGAUAAUGACUUUGAAGCAGAAGGAGAUGGUAAGAAGGGGAAGAAGAGAAAAUCUACAACAAAGGAAAAAAGUGGUACAAAAAAGAGUAAAAAGAGAAAUACAAAAAGGAAAGAUGAACCUACAGACGAUGAGGAUGAAGUCGUUGGUAGAAGAAGAGCUAAAAAGGGUGCAAUUUCAAAUGAAUUCAUAGAGGAUAGUGAUGAAGCAGCUAGUGAUUUGUUAUUAGAAAAAGAUGCGGAGCAAGAACAAUCUGAUAAUAACAGUUUAUUUUCCGAUGAAGAAGAGUGA